CGCCCCGCCCCCUCCCGCCGGGCGAGCGAGAGGGUCAGUUAGUGGAAGUCUCUGUGAUUGUCUCGGUCUAGCAAACGGGUUGCGAGGGCUUUUUAUCGUCAUCCUCCUGUCGGUCAGUGUGGGUGGAGGCGGCGGGGAGUGGGCUUCCCAUGCGGCGGAAGGAGAAACGGCUCCUGCAGGUGGUGGGGCUGGUGCUGGCCGCCCUGCUUUUCAUGCCCAACGUGGGUCUGUGGUCAUUAUACAGGGAGAGGCAGCUGGAAAGCAAUAGUGGGGCACCGGAGGAGGGACAGGUUCUGCUAGUCAGACAAAAGGAUGAAUAUGUCAGAGAAAAAGGAACUGGAAAGAAGGACUGGCACGACUAUCAGCACAUUAGAAAAGAUCAGGAUCGAACAGGAAAUGGAGAGCAAGGCAAGCCUUUUCCGAUGACUGAUGCAGACCGCGUUGACCAGGCAUAUAGAGAGAAUGGAUUCAAUAUAUAUGUCAGCGAUAAAAUAUCUCUUAACAGAUCUCUUCCUGACAUCCGGCAUCCUAACUGCAGAAGCAAGCAGUAUUCAGAGAAGCUGCCAAACACCAGCGUAAUCAUUCCUUUCCACAAUGAGGGAUGGUCUUCACUCCUGCGCACUGUGCACAGCGUUCUUAACCGCUCACCUCCUGAGCUCAUUGCAGAAAUUGUGCUGGUGGAUGACUUCAGCGAUAAAGAACAUUUAAAAAAGCGUCUGGAGGACUACAUGGUUAAUUUCCCAAAGGUGAGAAUAGUCCGUACUAAGAAGAGAGAAGGCCUGAUUCGUACUCGUAUGUUGGGAGCCUCAGUAUCUAUAGGAGAUGUUAUCACUUUCUUAGAUUCACACUGUGAAGCUAAUGUGAACUGGCUUCCACCAUUAUUGGACCGCAUUGCUCAGAACCACAAGACAAUUGUGUGCCCUAUGAUUGAUGUCAUUGAUCACGACCACUUUGGAUAUGAGACACAAGCUGGGGAUGCAAUGCGGGGAGCAUUCGAUUGGGAAAUGUAUUAUAAACGUAUCCCUAUUCCUGUUGAGUUGCAGAAUUCAGACCCUAGUGAACCUUUUGAGUCUCCUGUUAUGGCUGGUGGGCUGUUUGCUGUUGACAGGAAGUGGUUCUGGGAGCUUGGAGGAUAUGAUCCUGGCUUAGAGAUUUGGGGAGGGGAGCAGUAUGAAAUUUCCUUUAAGGUGUGGAUGUGCGGAGGACGUAUGGAGGAUGCUCCGUGCUCCAGAGUGGGGCAUAUUUACCGCAAAUACGUACCUUACAAAGUGCCUGCUGGAGUUAGCUUAGCCAGGAACUUGAAGAGAGUUGCUGAAGUUUGGAUGGACGAAUAUGCAGAGUACAUUUACCAGCGCCGACCUGAUUAUAGGCAUCUAUCGGCCGGCGAUGUAGGAACUCAGAAGGAACUCCGAAGUAAAUUGAAUUGCCAGAACUUCAAAUGGUUCAUGACUAAGAUAGCUUGGGAUUUACCAAUCUACUACCCUCCAGUAGAACCACCAGCAGCUGCCUGGGGAGAGAUUCGUAAUGAUAAGGCAAACCUAUGUGUGGACACAAAGCAUGCGUCUAUGGGAUCUGAAUUACGUCUUGAUACCUGUACCAAGGGCCGUAAUGUAGAUGCAUGGAGCAACGUGCAGGUUUUUACCUUGGGCUGGCGGGAGGAUAUCCGUGCUGGAGACCCUCAGCAUACUAAGAAGGUUUGCUUUGAUGCCAUUUCCCACACCAGCCCUGUAACAUUGUAUGACUGUCAUGGUACGAAGGGAAAUCAACUUUGGAAAUACAGAAAGGACAAGACUAUUUAUCACCCGACUAGCAACAGCUGCAUGGACUGCCAUGAGUCUGAACGAAGGAUAUUUAUGAAUAUCUGUGAUCCAUCCUCACCGACGCAAAAAUGGACUUUUGAGAAUACAAACUCAACUGUCUUACAAGCCUUUAACAAAAACAUGGACUUAUAACAAUGGGAGAAAUAUACAUAUAUAAAUAGGAAAUUAUAUAUUUUAAAUCUAUAUUUUUUACAUGUGAGGGAGGGUUUUUUUUCAUUCUGGUAAGAAAAUUGAUUUUUCCUUUUGAUCUAUGUCUAGGUGAAAAGGGGGUAUUUUUUAAGGUGUUCAUGCGGGCUGUAUUUGUUUUUUUGAUGCUGCAAAUUAACUUUUUAUAGGUAUUAAUUUUAAUAUUUUGAGGUAAUUGUGACUGUAUUUUGAGGUGUACAUAUUCAAAAAUUUACUUUCAUUAGCCAUGGGUUGGAGAAUCUUGCUUAUAUGCUACAUUUUUUUCUAUAUUAUACUUCUGCAAAUAAGCACUGUUUUAAAAAUUGGGUAUGUCUAAAGCCAAAGUAGCUUCACCAAAGUAAACUCAGAAUUUAUUAGAAGCUUAAA
Molecule: messenger RNA, 2372 nt
Organism: Bombina bombina (fire-bellied toad)
Lineage: Eukaryota; Metazoa; Chordata; Amphibia; Anura; Bombinatoridae
Gene: GALNT10
Product: polypeptide N-acetylgalactosaminyltransferase 10
Exons: 12
Coding region: 150-1952 (600 amino acids)
Cellular component (GO): Golgi apparatus
Source: RefSeq, a predicted model, not a curated record